GAAUCAACCGCCUUGAAUCCUUUUUGCAAGUUAUUGUGGGGAUUCUUUUUUGUUUUUCCGAUACAUAUUGUGAAAUUAUGAUUUUCUCAUGGUGCGGUCGUAAUAUAUUUGUGCGGUUGAUUUCUUUGAACGUUGCUAGAAAGUGUAAACUGUUGAUCCCAAAAUAAGUUGCUAUAGAAAUGAGUUGCAUCUCCUUAUUUACUGGAAUUCUGAUUGAAAACUGGACCUUUCUCCGCUCACAAACGUUCGCAUUGUUUUAAACUGUUGGUCUAGACAAAACCUAAUCAACCAGAAUAUCCCACAACGAUUUUAUUACAAAGAUACAAAAUGCAAGUAGAUGAUCCCCCAUAUUUGGCAGUUGGCACAGCUGUGAGUGCAAAAUACAAGGGGGCUUUCUGCGAAGCAAAAGUUCAUAAAUUAGUGAAAUGUGUAAAGUGCAAGGUCACCUUCAAAUCAGGCUUAGGAACUGCAACAGUAUCUGAUACUGACAUUAAAGGUAGCCUCCGUGUUGGACAAGUGGUCCAGGUAAAACAUCCCACCAAUGCUAAGGAUUAUGUGGAAGCAACAAUUACCAAAAUGCAAGAUUGCAGCCAAUACACUGUUGUGUUUGAUGAUGGGGACAUAACAACUUUGAGGAGGACAGCUUUGUGUUUGAAAAGUGGAAGGCAUUUUAAUGAAAGUGAAACUCUGGAUCAACUUCCUUUAACAAAUCCAGAGCAUUUUGGCAAUCCUGUGGUAGGAGGCAGACGUGGUCGGAGGAAUAGACAUUUGAAGGAGGACAGCAGCGAGGGAGAACCUGAAGAAGAAAAUGAACCAGAUCUUGAAGGCUAUAGUGUCGAUAUUGGACGAGUUAAAAUGUACGAGCAGACAGAUAAGAAGAGAAUUAAAGACAGUUGGUUCCCAGGUUUGGUCGUCAUACCAAGUUCUACAUCCACCACAGGAAAAAUAAAUGUUAAGGAGGAGUACCUCAUUAGAUCUUUUAAAGAUGGGAGAUACUAUACGGUUCCCAAAAAGGAAACGCGUGAUUUCCAUAGAGAAGAAGAAAUUAAAAGUGAUAGUUCACAAAUACUUACCGAAGCGGUUCAUAAAGCCUUGCGAUAUUUGGAUCACAAUGAGCUGCCUGUUCAUUGGGAAAGAAGCUCCUUAUUUAAUACACAGACCAUGGAUAGUGAUUCAGAAGAUAUUCUUUCAGAUAGCUCAGAUGAUGAACCAUCAGAAGAAAAAGAUUUGUUUGUUGCUCAGUUAUACAAGUUUUUGGAUGAUUCUGGAACACCUUUAAAUAAAACUCCUUCAAUAAGUGGUAAAGACAUAGAUUUGCACAGGCUGUUCAGAAUUGUUCACAAGUUGGGCGGAUAUAACCGAGUCAACAACAAAACUAAAUGGAAAUCUGUUACCACAGUCUUGAAGUUACCUUGCAAUCAAAAUACCUUUAAUCAGGUUAAGAGUGUUUAUAAGAGAUGUUUGUUGAGUUACGAAAAUUUUAAUCGUGCUCUGGGUGUCACCAUGCUUAAUCACACAAGAUCAACUAAGAAAAGUGGUGGUAGAUCUCUUAUAAGGGAUAAGGAUAGAGCAACACCUGUUAACAGUCCAAGGCCAGAAAAAGAGGAUGAGUUUGAGAAAAAGGAGGAACCUAAACCAGCUCCCUCAGAGACCAAAAAUAAAAGGAAGAGUGAUGUGAAGAAAGAUGACGAUAAAAAGAAGAAAGAAAACGAGACAAGUGAUACUAACAGUAGCAGUGAUGCAACUGAUCAAUCAGAGUCAACAGGAACUUCAAAGGAUGUCAGAAGACCCAAAAGAGCUGAUGUCAAAGGCAGUAGUCAAAAGAAAGGAAAAUCAGUUGCAGGAGAAAAAGUUAGAGCUUUGGUGGAUAAAUUUGAAGAGCAACAAAAGAAGGAAGCAGAUGAUAAGGUACAGCAGCAAACAAGAUCCAAGUCAAAUUCAAAAAUUAAAGAACCAGUAACACCUGAGAAAAAGCCAGAAUUGAAAACCACCAAAGAACCUAGUGUUCCCAAGGGUACACCAUCUACAAAAAUUAAGAAGUCGUCUGAUGAUGACAAGAAAAAGGCAAGUAGCAGCAGAAAACGUAAUAUGGAUGAGAAAAUCGAUCCGGAGUCUGCAACUAUACCAAACGUGAACAUUGGGGACAAAUUAAAAGUGUAUUAUGGUCCAACUCAUGAAAGCAAAGUGACUUAUGAAGCUAAAGUUAUUCAAAUUGGAAAAGAUGGCACAGGCACCAUUUACCUAGUACACUACACUGGAUGGAACACAAGGUAUGAUGAGUGGAUUGCACCAGGAAGGAUUGCGGAGAAUUUAAGUGCAUCAUCCAAAGCUAAAAGAUUGAAACAAGGUCACACGCCUUCGUCGAAAGCUUCGACAGCUUCAAGUACAAAUUCUUCACAUAAAGUGGCAGCUAAAAGAGGCAGAGGACAAUCAAUCUCUGGAAAAAGUGCGGAAAUACCAAGAUCCACCACUCCAUCUAGUGUUACGUCGUCAAGUAGUAGAACGAAGAGUCCUGCAACUCCUGCUACUAGAUCCGCUAGUAGGUCACAAGUUAAACUUGACAAAAUAAGAAGUACUCGCAGAACAUCAGGUCAGACUGACAUUUCUAAUCAUUCUGAGUCGGAGAGUGAAGCAUCUGAUAGUGAGCUAGAGGAAACAACUCGCACACGAACUACAUCAGUAAAGGUAGAAGAACCCGAGGUUAAAACUUACAAAAGAAAAAUUAUAAAGCCUCCCUCUACCCCAAAGGUGGAUAAACGGAAGGAAAAGGACGAUGAUGAUACGGAAAAGGAGGAAGAUACAACUGAUAAAUUCAUUAAAAGAACAAGACGCAUUAAGAAGGUGUCAGAAAAAUCUGCUGAUGAAAGCGAUGACGACAGCGGAAAUCCCCCUAAAGGAAGAGAUUUUGAUUUGAAUCAAAUAAGAUCUGAAUUAAAAGGUUUUUCAAAACCUAUUCCUGCAAAUGAAAUUUCAGAAAAAGACGCCAUAUCAUCGUCGGACGAUUCCACCAACUUACCACCUGAGAAGCCGGAAGAGGAAACGGAGGACAGGAGAGAAAAGUCCAUUGAAAAAACCACAGACAAUUCGGACGACAUUUAUGAAUUUAAAGAACCUGAACCAUUUGAGUUUGAGAGUAGGAGCAAACUUACUGAUGAAAAGAAUAAUAAGAAACGAUUGGUUUCGCGACUAUUUGAUGAUGUGGAGAAGUCGCCCAAGAAAAAAUCUCCCGUGAAAGUUGAAAUGAAAGAAGAUAGUCCGGAAUUAGAUAAGAAACGAUUCCAACAACAAAAGAGUCCCGUAAAAUCUCAAGAAUCUGAUAAAGAAGCUAGAAGAUCUGAAGAUCCAUUUGAUACAUUGGUUCAGUCUCCCUCAUAUAAUUAUAUCAAAACUUCUGACAAAAAUAUAUCUGAUAUAAAGCCCAGUGCUGUUAGAAAUUUGCAUGCUACUGGAAUGGGAGAACUGUUUAACGACUUAAAUGAUACUGUUGAUGACUAUAGUACUGGUGAUAUGGAAUUAUCAGACAGUGAAUCUCAAAUGCCAAACAUAUUUUCAGGGUCAUCUACAAUAUUUCACGAGUCGUUUUCUAAACCAUCUCCUGAUCCAAACACAAUGGAUAUGGACUUCUCCAGCGGUAAAACCGACGAAUGUAAGAAAGAUAGUGAUGACGAUGAUAAUAUUAGAGCCCAGGUUCAGAGGUUGAUCAAUCAAAGUUCCUCAACUGAUGAUGAUAGCAAUGAACCGCUUGUGAUAACACGUAGCACUUCGAGUUAUCAAGCUAAGAAGCGAGAAAUUGAUUCCAAACCAUUGUCAACAAUUUUAGGCAUUCCCUCCACGUCCAGUUCUGCAGGUGUGUUUAAAGAGAAAGAGGAAGAAAUGGAAAUGGAUCCUCCAUUACGAGAACCAUCUCCAAUGGAUUUAGAACCAGCACCUUUGGAAGAAAAGCCCAUCAUGGAGCAGUCAGUUUUCGUGCCCAUCAAACCGUCGCCACCCAUACAAAUUUCACCUGCGUUGCAAGAAACUGAUAGUUCUUUAUUAGAAUCUAUUGUCAGUUCUCCAGUUCUUGCUGCAAAAUUGGAUGAACCUACUAUUGAGUUUGGUGUGAAGAAAUCUAGCGGCUCUAAGAUUGCUGAUUCUAUUCUUCAGAAAUUUAACUCCAUCAAGAAAAUGGAGGGAAAAAGUCCGAAGAGAGAAUCAGACGAAGGCGACUCCAAAAAGGAUGCUGACUCUGUCAAGGAAGAAAUAAAGCCCAAGAUCAAUCUUGAGCUGAAACAAAAACCAACAAGUGACCUGAAUCUAGAUGACAUUAAACCCAUAAAAAGCUUGAGUGACAUGAAAUCUAAGCCGUUGCUGGAUUGCAAACCUUCGCGGCCUCUUAUGGAUUUUAAACCCAAAAUGCAUGAACAUAAAUCCAAGCUAAAUCCCAUUGAAGUUAAAGUGGAGACCAAACCAAAACUGGAGGUAAAGAACAAUGCUUCACCAGUGCCGAAAAUGGAUAACGUGAUUGAUGUCAAGAAACGCCGGAAGAACUUGAGCAAGCAGUACAUUGAGGAAUCUGAUACAGAUAGUUCCGACUCCGAACAAUUGGUGAUUGCUCGGUCGGAUGAAGAUUCCCAAAGUAAUUCAAUGGAAAACAAAGCUGAUACGAAAGAAAGUGAUAGUAACAUAUCUCAGUUACCGACCACCGACGACUCCCAGUCGCAAGAUCCUUCAGUAGAAGAACGGAACUUCAAAUUCGAUAAUAAAGCUGAGUCGUCCAAUAUCGGAGAAUUUGCAAAAGAAGUGGAACUAAAGGAAGAACCGGAACCUCCCAAGGAUGAAGAACCCGAUCAAAAUUUCCACUCGUUGCUACUUUGCGAGGAGACCAUUCCAAGAAGUCCGGCACCUGUACCGGAACCUCAGGCUGUAGAUGAUGUGAAACCAGCCAAACCUGUCCUAGAGAUGCCGUUUGCUAGUGCUCCAGGUACCAGUAAUUGCAAAAGUGUCAGCAAUAUGCUUCUGGACCAGCAGCAGCAGCAACCGAAAUUGGUUGUUUCGCCGAAACCUCAAGCGGCUCCUGUAAAUAUUGUAGUGCCUGUGGAAAGAGAAAUCGUACGGGAGAACCGGGGCGAUGCAUCGGUGGUAAUGGAUAAUACACCACCAACCACCCCUGAGAGUACUAUUAGUAAUCUUUCACCAAGGGGUGAAAAUGGUGGUUUAUCACCCAAUGCUGCGGAUAACGAAAGUUGCAAAUCUAACGAUAUUGAUCCCGACUAUUCGCUACAUAGAAGAAAUUCUUCAAAUAAAGUAACAGCUUACAGUGAAGAAGACACUCAAAUGACAAGUGAAGCUGGGGGAUCCAAAAAAAGGGAUGAGAUGCCAGGUUCAACUAAAAAACGGAGGCGUUCCUGCAGAACGGAGGAUGUACCCGUUAAACGCGGGAGGAAACCUCUGAAUCGAACAAGGCACAAUAGUGAUAGUGAUGAUACCUCUGAACAUUCAAUAAAUAGCACGAACAUGGGAUCGUUUGAUAUCUCUGAAAGAACACCGAGGCCCACUCGGUACAAUUUCCUUGUAGAAUUAGAUGACAGUAUGGAUAGUGUUCAACGGAUAGCCAUGCUGCAGCAAAAGAUGGCCGAACUUCGCAAAACAUACGCUGACGUUAAAGCUGAGCUGGCAAUCGUCGAAAGACGAAGAAAAAAGAUCAGGAGGAGAGAGAGAGAAGGUAAGAAGUAUACCAAGUUGAGGGCUAAGAUAAACGACAUUAUUGGCCAUUCACCUCGCGCUGAUAAUCGCUUUGAAAUCGGACAUUCAAACUGACGAAGACAGAAACACCUAGGCUAGUUGUAGUACUUGAAGACUUUAGAAAAGAGUAAAACAAAUUGGGGAGAAGACUUUGUUAUGGACCAUGUACAUAAUGCAGGUGACCUGCAACGAAUUCUUUUGUAUAUAUUGAUUACCAGUGAUGUAAAUAUUAGCGUUCUCUUUAAAUUAUCAAUUUGCACAUAAUAUACACUAACAUUUAUCUCUUGUAGAAGUAAAGGGAUUAAUUAUUAAAACAAAUUCUCUUCUAUCGACACAUCUCGCGUUAAUUUAAUGGCAUUUACAUCACUGGUCACUUGAAGUGUUUGAUUUACAGCACUGAAAGCAUCAAAACAAGAGGCGACCAGUACCUGAUCUAAAUGAAACCACCAACCAACCGCUCUUCCAAACGUCACUUGUCGAGUUUCACGCGUCCGCAGGGAGACGUCUGCUGCAAGCAGGAACGAGUCGCAUAGAUGUUAACUUGUUCUGUCUCCAAGAUUUACCAAGAAAGCAAGUCUCAUCGACACUAAAAAUUAUUUGGAAUUGAUCUAAGUCAGUUCGAUUAUAAAUUUUUGUAUAAAAUCUUGAAAUUCAGGCAGUAUUUCUCCUGGUUUUACAGGAAUGUAAUCUAAAUUAUUUUGUAUAUUUUAGUAUUGAAAAAUGUCCACACUUGCUAUCUUUGUGAUUCUGUUGACGUGAGUAUUUUGUCUCUUCUUAGUUGUACAAAUAUUUCUACAGCCUGUUAAAAGGCAACUGUUUUAUAGUUAUAAAAAUAUUAAUGUGUUAUAAAUGAUUAAUUGUGUUCAGAUUUCCAAUCAAUGUAAUGAGUCGUGACUUAUUAAUUAUGUAUAUCAAAAUCGUCUUUUUAGUUUAAUACCUGUAUGGACAAGACUGAUUCCGUCUUAUGUUUGUUGGUACUUGUGUUUAGGUUAUUAUUGAUACAAUUUAAUUUUAUAUAAUUUAAGAUUUGUGUAAUGAUCUCAUUUUCAUAUUUCUGAAUUUAGUUUAGUUUAAAUUCAAUUCAACUUUAAAAAUUGAUUUAUGACGAUUUUGAUAUCUUUAAUAUGAAUAUUUUAAGCAAUUGAUUUGAUUUCUGAGUACAACUUUAUAGAUGUUAAUUUAGAAGUGUUACUUUGAAAAUUACAUUAAAAAAUGUAAAAUAAAUUGCAAUCAAACAUAUGUCCGUAUUUAUUUCUUUUGUAAAUAACAUGUUUAUUACAAUGAUUUGCAAGUUUUGCCACCACAUUAUUGUAAGAUAGAUAAGUAUAUUCGAUUUUUAUGCAAAAAUUGUGUAUAUUUUGAAGUAUAUUUAAUUUACCGAGCUAACGACUUUAUAAGAGGAAAGUAAAUUAAAUAUGCUAAAAGUUGGGGCAAUAUUUUUAUAUUGAUUUUAUUUAUUAGAAUAAAUAGAUUAAAAAAUA
This is a messenger RNA of Aethina tumida (small hive beetle), 7202 nucleotides long. Its product is annotated as AT-rich interactive domain-containing protein 4B. The coding region runs from base 328 to 5796 and encodes 1822 amino acids. The record is from RefSeq and is a predicted model, not a curated record. Gene Ontology annotation, molecular function: transcription cis-regulatory region binding. Gene Ontology annotation, cellular component: nucleus. Gene Ontology annotation, biological process: regulation of transcription by RNA polymerase II. The transcript is spliced from 13 exons. Lineage: Eukaryota; Metazoa; Arthropoda; Insecta; Coleoptera; Nitidulidae.